AUGUCUGCCUCUGCCUCCUCCUCGUUCGGCCCGCACGCGCAUUCCGAACCACGACUAUCGCGCACCUCGUUCGUGCUCGACUGCUUCCGCAUCUCCUCGUCCAUCCUGCCGCGCGUCUUCCCCACCGUCCUCUUCCUCACGCUCUACGCAUCCGCCAUCGCUGCAGCCGAUCUCAUCUGGCAUGCAAGCUGGACAACCAGCUACGCCGUCACCAGCACGCUCUCUGUCGUAGUCGGCCUGCUGCUCGUCUUUCGAAACAGCACGAGCUACGACCGCUGGUACGAGGGAAGAAAGCUCUGGCAGGAUGCCCAGUCCACCGCCAGGAAUUGGGCCCUCCUCGUCUGGAUCAACGUCGACACAAAGCCGGACAAGGUGGGCGCAAAGCAGAGAGCGCUCAGGCUGGUGGGCGCGUUCAUGCUUGCUGUCAAACACGAGUUGAGGGCCGAGUAUGGAACGCAGUGGGACGAUCUCCGUGCCGUGCUGCCCAAAGAGUGGCUGCAAUCUCAAUCUGCCAAUCAAGCCUACGAUGCAGCCGCAAAGGUCUCGGACAUUGAACGUCAGACCUCGGUCUCGGAGGUAUCACCUCUACUUUCUCAAGCAUCCUCGGGUAUGGUGCAAGAUGGUCUUGGAUUGCCGUUGCGGAUCCUCGCGGAGCUACACCACUACCUCGCCACCUCGCGCCGUGCCGGGCUGCUCGACGACCUCGGACCCGCAGGCUUCUCGCUCCUCAACACGCAACUCCUCGCACUCUCGACGCUCUUCUCGAGCAUGAUGCGCAUCUCCACCACCCCGACCCCGCUCAUCUACGCCAUCCACCUCAAGCAGUCUUCGCUCAUCUAUCUGCUGGCACUCCCACUGGCGCUCGUCGGCGAGUUGGGCUGGAAGAUGGUCCCCUUCACCUUUGUGGUGAGUGCAAUGUUGGUUGGGUUGGAGGGCAUCAGCAGCGAAAUCGAGGAUCCGUUCGGAAGGGAUAAGAGCGACCAUAGACUCGACGAGUGGUGCCACACGCUCAACGCCGAGAUCGAGACGAUUAUGCGCAGUAUCAAGCAGGGUGUCCAGGUCGAGUAG
Molecule: messenger RNA, 1068 nt
Organism: Moesziomyces antarcticus
Lineage: Eukaryota; Fungi; Basidiomycota; Ustilaginomycetes; Ustilaginales; Ustilaginaceae
Product: UPF0187-domain-containing protein
Exons: 1
Coding region: 1-1068 (355 amino acids)
Molecular function (GO): chloride channel activity
Source: RefSeq, a predicted model, not a curated record